Bradysia coprophila is the source of this 2049-nucleotide messenger RNA. RefSeq lists its product as uncharacterized. Gene Ontology annotation, cellular component: nucleus. Gene Ontology annotation, molecular function: DNA-binding transcription factor activity, RNA polymerase II-specific; RNA polymerase II transcription regulatory region sequence-specific DNA binding. NCBI's taxonomy places the organism in Eukaryota, Metazoa, Arthropoda, Insecta, Diptera, Sciaridae. The record is from RefSeq and is a predicted model, not a curated record. Gene Ontology annotation, biological process: regulation of transcription by RNA polymerase II.
AAUUUCAAAUAGGAUUGUCGUUCAGAACGUUCAAAAUGAUUUUUUGUCAGUGUGUUUUCGUAGUCUCUGUUUUUAUUUUUUUUUAACGAAUUUUGAUCAUUUUACAUUUUGAUUAUUGAAAUAUUAAGAAGAUGAGGGUGUUAGUUUCACCGGGAAAACCCGUUCCAAUCAAAGUCCCGAGGACGGUGGAAUCUCACAAUUCGAAGACGCAUUGUAACGACGCUGAAAGAAUUCGUGAGGAAAGACUACUUGCCAAAUUUGUGGAUCAAAUAGAAAAGAUGCAGCAAAAGACUGCACAAUUCAAUGGCGCUGCCAGAUCUCUAUUUGCGAAUGUCGAUAGAGAGGACGAGGACAAUGACUUGCUGCGAAAAUUCUUCGAUGAGAUAGACCGUGAUCGUCCAUAUUGUGACACUUCAAGCUGUGUCGAUCCAGUGUUAGAAGGUCCGAAGAACUACUCGCUCGAUGCUCGGUUAUCUCAAGUCUCUAAUAAUGACAGUCAGUCGGAAAUGGAUUUUAACAGACUGACUGGUGAUUACGCCAAGGAAAACUGUAAGCAAGGUACUUGCAGUGGUUACGAAAUGGGUGUCGGUGCUCAACGAAAUUUAGCUGGACCAAGUGGAGGGCUGCCAUUACUGAACAAUCAAGCCGAGCAGCAACAGCUGUUGAUGUUAGAAUUACAGAAGCAGUUGCAAAACUUUACUGUGAUGAUUCAGCAGCAAUAUCGACAGAAAUUGGGAGAAAAUGAGAUGCGGGAAACGCAGGCACAGACUACACAAGAAUCAGCAGUCAAAGAAGCUGAGAGCAUGCGAAUGCAUUCAGAAAAUGCCGACACUGAAAUCGUGUCAACGAAUAAUUCACCGCCACUUUGUGUCUUGAAUCAAAUGAAUCCUGUUGGCGGACUCAAGAGCACGCAAUCGAUUGAUGACGUUGCGGUCGAUGCUGAACAGACUAGUCACUUGAGAAAAGAGUUGCAACAUUCAAGGCAGACUAAACGAGUAGACAAAUCCGAAGGAUCAUUGCGGACGAAGAAGCAGGUGCUUGAAAAUGUACGCGUGAAAAGGAGCGAUUUCGCCGCUGACAAGGAUCCCGUAGUUCGUGGAAAGUCGACAACGUACUCCUGUAAACAUUGUAACAAAGCAUUUACUUACAAGGGCAAUUUGAUCGCACAUUCAAGGAUCCACAGUGGUGAGAAGCCAUUUAAGUGUGAGGAGUGUGGCAGUUCUUUCAGGCGAAAAAUCACUUUGACUGUUCACAAGAGAAUCCAUUCAGGUGAGAAGCCAUUUAAGUGUGGGGAAUGUGGCACAUUCUUCAGAUUCAGAAGCAAUUUGACUGUUCACAAGAGAAUUCACACAGGUGAGAAGCCAUUUAAGUGUGAGGAGUGUGGCAGUUCUUUCAGUCAAAAAAUCACUUUGACUGUUCACAAGAGAAUUCACACAGGUGAGAAGCCAUUUAAGUGUGGGGAGUGUGGCAGUUCUUUCAGUCAUAAAUUCACUUUGACUGCUCACAAGAGAAUCCAUUCAGGUGAGAGGCCGUUCGAAUGUCGAAUUUGCAAUGUAGCUUUCAGGCACAAAUCCAAUUUAUCUCACCACUUAUUAAUACACUCGAAUGAAAGACCAUUCGGUUGUGACAUCUGCAAACAAUCAUUUCGGUCGAAGAGAAUUUUAUCGGAUCACAUGAACCUUCACAGUGGUAAUCGGCCGCAUAAAUGCAACGUGUGCCAAAAAACGUUUCACCAACAACCCACUUUAUACAAGCAUCGAAAAGUCCACUCCGAGGAAGAAGAGUAGCCAACCGAUAUCCAAUUUCUGAAAGAAAUCCAAAACUUCAAAUUUAUUCAGCGAGAAUAUUGAAACGACAUUGCGAACGAAGUAAUUUUUCGGUGUCGAGACGAUUUCUGUGAAGAUUUUGUUUCUUGAAUUUUUGUAAACUUUUUGUUUCGUGUUCGUUUGUAAUAUUCCACUUGAAGCAUUCGCAGACUCUACUUGCUUGUAGCAGGUAAGAUUUGCUGUGUUAUGAAUCGAGUUUCUGAAUAAAAAUGUGUUUUCCAAC